UCGCAAGUGAUUGCAGCGAUAGAAGCUUGGCCCAUGCAGAGGUGAGCCCGCAGCUAAUAUUAAACUUGGUUUCUAUUAUUGACGAUAGGACUAGGAGGAAGGGAUCGAGGUUUGAAGAGGUGUUUUUGAUUGAAGCAACAGAGUCAAAAUGGGAAGCAUAGCUCUGUUACUGCUCAAAGUACCAUCACCACCAAGGCAUCACUCAUUUUUCAACAACAGAAAAUUGAGCUCUGUUUCAGAGCUGCUCACUCAUUACAAUAGUUUUAAGACUCGAAAAUGCUCAACAAAAGCAACACAUGGGUCCUCUCUUCAACCCCCAGAUGUGUGUCGUUUGGCUGAAACUGCUCGAAUUUCAAUCACCCCAAAUGAGGUUGAAGAAUUCACCCCCAAAAUUCGACAAGUGAUUGACUGGUUUGGACAACUUCAAGCAGUUGAUCUUAAUAGUGUUGAGCCUGCAAUCAGAGCAGAGACAAAAGGUGAGAACUUGCGUGAUGAUAUUCCUCAAGCAUAUGGGAAUAGGGAAGCUGCGGUUGCUGCUAUUCCAAGCUAUGAAGAGCCUUAUAUCAAAGUUCCCAAAGUUUUGAACAAGGAAUAAAUGCACUCUUUAGAUAAACUUGCUUCUUUCUUUAUGUAUGCAACUUCAGCUAAGUUGUAGACAUUGUUGUCAAUUCCCUGCAUGUUAUUCAUGGUUCAAUUUGUCUAAAUAAGUGGAUUUGGGCAUGCUCUCAUAUAGUAAUAAAUUUCUUUCCACUGUUUA
Molecule: messenger RNA, 757 nt
Organism: Hevea brasiliensis (rubber tree)
Lineage: Eukaryota; Viridiplantae; Streptophyta; Magnoliopsida; Malpighiales; Euphorbiaceae
Product: glutamyl-tRNA(Gln) amidotransferase subunit C, chloroplastic/mitochondrial
Exons: 5
Coding region: 149-595 (148 amino acids)
Biological process (GO): glutaminyl-tRNAGln biosynthesis via transamidation; regulation of translational fidelity
Cellular component (GO): chloroplast
Molecular function (GO): glutaminyl-tRNA synthase (glutamine-hydrolyzing) activity
Source: RefSeq, a predicted model, not a curated record